AUGCGCGCCUUUGUCAGCCGUUAUCGUUCAGGCAUUCUUGACAUCCUGUCUCAGGGCCCUUGUCAGAGCCAGAUGAGCGUGGUUCCUGGCGGCAAGAGCUCCGUAACGCUGCUUGGUGGCCCGGCCGCGCCGGCGCAGAGGGUGAUGCCAGACGUGGGCUCGGAGAGCGCCAGCAUCGGCGGCGUGCUCGACCGGGUCGGCAUGUCGGGCAUAGAGGUUCCUAUCCGCGCGCCCGGGCAGAGCGGUGGUGCCGCGAUCUUUGGGCGCGCCGACGCCUACGUGGACCUAGUCGACCCCGACGCCAAGGGCAUCCACAUGUCGCGGCUGUACAGGCAGCUGAUGGCGGAGCUGCAGGCUACCGAGCUGAGCAUGGCGCUCCUCCAGAAGCUGCUGCGGGGCUUCGUCGAGUCCCAUGUGGGCAUCUCGCGUCUGGCGCAGGUCCGCCUGGCCUUCGAACUGCCCAUCGAGCGCCCCAGCCUCCGGAGCGGCAACUUCGGCUGGCGCGCCUACCCCGUGGAGGUGGACGCCGUCUUGGAUGACGGAGGCCUGCGGGUCUGGCUGACGGUGUCGGUGACGUACUCCAGCACCUGCCCCUGCUCCGCGGCGCUCGCGAGGCAGCUGAUCCAGGAGCGCUUCCUGGCAGAUUUCGCGGGCCGCGGCGGCGUGUCCACGGACGAGGUGGCGGCGUGGCUGCUGAGGCCGGAGAGCAUCUGCGCCACGCCGCACUCCCAGCGCAGCGUGGCCAGGAUCAGACUGGAGCUGGACCCGUCUGCGGAGUGCCUCUCCCCGGCCGCCUUCAUCGACCAGGCCGAGGGCGCCCUGCGGACCCCGGUGCAGGCGCACGUGAGGCGCGAGGACGAGCAGGAGUUUGCCCUCCUGAACGGGCAGAACAACAUGUUCUGCGAGGACUCUGGCAGGCGCCUGAAGCAGGCCUUCGAGGGCGCCAGCGGGGUGUUGGACUUCAGCAUCGAGGUCCGCCACCUGGAGAGCCUUCAUCCACACGACGCAGUCAGUUUUGCCUCCAAGGACCUGCGAUCUGGGAGAUUGACCUUGAGCCGGCUCUGAGCUCUCCGGCGCGCCUGGAUGCUGGGUGCCCGUCGGGGAUGAGGCUGGCUUCCACGCGCCUGCACGGCGCCCACGGGGUGGUAGCGCGAGGGGGAUGGGCUUCCAAGAAGGCUGCGAGACACCU
Prorocentrum cordatum is the source of this 1189-nucleotide messenger RNA. NCBI's taxonomy places the organism in Eukaryota, Dinophyceae, Prorocentrales, Prorocentraceae. The record is from the annotation of a GenBank genome assembly.